Molecule: messenger RNA, 3882 nt
Organism: Malassezia globosa CBS 7966
Lineage: Eukaryota; Fungi; Basidiomycota; Malasseziomycetes; Malasseziales; Malasseziaceae
Exons: 3
Coding region: 1-3882 (1293 amino acids)
Biological process (GO): vacuolar acidification
Cellular component (GO): RAVE complex
Molecular function (GO): protein binding
Source: RefSeq, a predicted model, not a curated record
AUGGCACUCGACGCCGAGGCACUUCCGACGCUCGCGCAACAAUGGGCAUCUCUGGGCGCUGCACACGCACCUGCUGAAGAUGUACCCGAGGACUCGCCGCGUAUUGCCUCGGCACUAAACACGUUCGCGUCGUACGUGGAUGAGUCGAAAAAGAUUUAUUUAAGUGCGCAAGCUUCUGGGCGCAGGAUCAAUGUGUUUUUUGGUCGCAGUCAUCUCAUGCAGAGCCUAUCCUUUGAUGACGUGCCUGGUGGUAAGGCGGCCGUCCUCAAAGGCGUGAGCAGCGUUGCACUUGGUACAGAAGCGCCAGGUUCCGAUAAUCUGAUGCUCGUCGCGUCGUUCGGUGGUAUUAUUGCGAUUUGGCGACUAGACGCGCUCAAUAUGGCAAAGAUGGGUCAAGCGCCAAUCUACUCGCGGUGGCGCUUAGAUGGGACUCUCCCUUUGCGUGGGCAACUCGUAUCUUCCGUUAGCGUAUGGAAAGGCAACCUUGCAAUCGGCAGCAACAAGUGUGUAUCAAUAUGGAAACGCGGUACCUAUGCAAGUGCCCCUUGGCGGAAUAUCUGGUCUGCUCGCACGCCCAGGCCGCUUCUCCGUGUACAGUGGUCGGCUGAUGGCCAAUUCCUAGCUGCUGUGCCACUUUGCGACACGCGCGUGCUUGUUUGGCGUGUCCAUGAUAAACAAGUACAUUUGAUCAGCAAGCUGCGACACACGCGGCAUGUCCAUUCACUCCAUUGGCGGCGCGCUCGCGAAGACCUGGAAAAUGUUCCGGUGCUUGUGGUGAUAACAUCGAAUUCAGUGGCUCAUGUGUACACAAAGAUGCCCGAGGAAUCUCCUGCGUUCUAUUUAUGGGCAUCCAUUGACGCAGCGAGCUCUUUGGAAGGCGUCGUGCCUGCCAGCGACACAUCCGCGAUGCGACAUGUCGUUUCACUUAUGUAUUGUGAUGCAUAUUAUAUCUCAGUGGCUUUGCACCAUGAUAUACAAUUGCUCGAGCAACAGGAACAACUGCACAUCACGGGCAUUGGAAAUACCUCAUCGGCAGAGAGCCAGCGGCGCUCAGCGCGCAUCAAGCAACUUAAACAGUACAUGGAGCAGGGUCCUGACGUCUUUUUUGCACUCCUGGCGGACGGAUCGCUGGCCUUGUUUGUUCUGCUCAAUAUCGAGAAAAAUACGCCCUCUCUUUCUCAAACGCUGUUCACUCUCAAGGUUCCACCUUGCAUUUCGGCGGAACUAUCGCAUGCGCCACUCAUGCUCGAAUUCAUGCCACUUGCACCCAGUACAUCUCGGGUUUCAGAUAUUUAUCCAACAGCACUGAUCCACGGCCAUACUGCGUCCGGUUUGCGUGGAACAAUGGCCGUCUCGCUUCUACUUCUUCUCGAUGGUGAUGUACAUGGCCUAUUUGUGCAAAAUACCACUACCGAUGCUAGCAUGCCAGCACAUUCACCCUCGCAUGCUCACGCCUUCUUGCGUGCGGAGCACCGAUCGGACAUUCUGUCUUUGCAAACGACAAACGAUCAUCAUUCGCUUCUAAGUUUCUCGCGCGACGGUGUGAUGAUCUGGUGGAACCUGUGCGAACACGGAGAAGCUGUUUCCAUGAAUUCAGAAUACCAAGUUCGUUUACGAAAUGCCUAUGCUGUGUGCGCGAUGGGGCAGGGUCCGAACCUGAUUGCCCUGGACGAGUCACACUUAGUGCUAGCACUUUUUGACAAGAGCUCCUUCGCGAGCUCUUCAUCCCAUGUUACGACUGUCAACAACAUUUCCAUGAUGUUCUCGAAGUUGCAAGGUGUGACUCCAGACACGCUUGUAGCUCUUUAUUCAUUCGAGGCACAAGAUGCACAUAAUGUCGUCCUUGUUCGGCAAGAUGGGAGCUUACUGACAUGGACAUGUGCAUCAACAUCUUCUGGCUGGGUCUUGCAUCCCAUGCAAACACAUCGACUCAAUACCGAUGAUGUCGUUUGUGCCGAACUAGUGUCACACUGGCACCCAAUAGAGUGCAAACCAGUCUUAAUCACCUUAUCGAGCUCAGGCACCCUGCAUGUUUGGGAAGCAUUGACGUGGACUUGUCUACAUACAAUUGAGACGCAGCAAAAUGCAGUGGGGCUGUGUGCGGACAUACUGGGUCACAUUGCUGUUCUUUCACACACCAAUCGGACAUGGAAGGUGUCUAUUCAUGAUGUGCGGCUCUUGCCAUUUGCCAGUACACUCGUUCACGAACAUAAUAUGAGCAAUGUAGCCCAUACACCAAGCCUCGCUUGGACAACGACCUGUGACUCUGGUGCUAUGCUAGCGGUCAGCGGGGACCAGCGAGUGACUCUGUUUGUCGAGGCACAAUUCGUAUGGGCGCCAAUUGCACGUGUUGAUUUGCAGGGGAUGGGCUCAGCGAAUAUCAGUCAUGUGGGAUGGGUAGCACCACAUCGCCUGCUUGUGACAUCGACGUGCCAGUUGUUCCUUUUCGAAUCGGAGGUGAAGGCCGACGGCUGCAAUGUCACGGCACAAGAUCUAUGGACGCAUCGUAGCCACAUGCGGCCGUAUCAUGACGCUUUAUUUCUGCUUCGAUGCAUGCAAUUCGGCUUGACAAAGGAUGCAUGUGCCAGCAUUCAGCUCAUCGAUGCAGCUUCGAGAAAUGGGCGUUGGAACCACUUAUCUUGGUCAUUUGAACGCGAGCCUUUGACUGCAUUGCGUAUUUCAAAUCCAAUUCCUGCAAUGUUAGAACGCAUCCAGGCCAACGGACUUGUGGACAUUGAUUCGCAUUCCGUGCCAGCUUUGCUAGCCGUUUUGCAAGCGGCACAUCAAAUCGUCCGAACAGACGUUGACGUGCAUGCGAAACAGUACCUACUGUCAUGGUAUGCAUCGCAGCACACUUCUGCCCCCAUCAUAUGGGCCUAUCUGAGCGAAACGCAAGACGCGCUCUUAUCCAAAGUCACAAGUGAAUGGGCUGACCGCAUUUCAUGGCCUAUGGUGCGAGACUCGGGCGUCUUUGGCUGGAUGCGCUCACGCGAAGCGCUGCUACCGAUCAUGGAACAGGUUGCACGUGCUGCGUUCACCGCUGGCGACGACAUUGACCCAAUCCGCUGUUCACUAUUUUACCUCGCACUGAAGAAGCCGCAAAUGCUCAAGUCCGUUUGGCGCCGUGCUGUGGGCCAUCCUGAUCAAUCUAAAAUGAUCGCGUUCCUCGGGCACGACUUUUCUGAAGAACGUUGGCGCGUCGCAGCACAGAAAAAUGCAUAUGCGCUCAUGAGCCAGCGACGUUUCGAGUUUGCUGUGGCGUUCUUCUUGCUGGGUAAUGCUUUAUCUGAUGCCGUACAUGUAUGUGUACGUCAGUUAAACGACGUUGCUUUGGCCAUUGCUCUUGCCCGUGUGUUCGAGAAUGAGGAUCAAGGGCCUGUAUUCAAGCGCGUUCUCCGGCAGUAUGCGGUGCCACACGCGCAUGAGACGGGCGAUCGCUGGUUCGGUAUGUGGGCACACCUUGUACUGGGCGAGUAUGCAGAAGCGGUGCACAUGAUCACAAAACCGUUAAGCUCCUCUGUGAGCGGACCUUUGUUUGACUUGCCGGAUCCUAGCUUGCUCAUGGUACUAGAAUAUUUCAAACGCCACUAUUGGUGUUAUGCUGCACUAUCUCCACAAGAUGAAACGCGCUGCGUUGCUUUCUAUGCACAGUUGCUUUCGCGUACAGGCUGCGAUCUAGUUGGGCUAGCCAUGUUGAGGUCCUGGUCAUUCGCUCGCCCUGCGAAGCCACCAUCCCAUGUCGAGGCGAGGAAUCCAGAUCCCGAAUCUACAGAUUCGGAUAGGCCAGAAGUGUCGAAGAAAAUCGGCUCACUCAUGGGCGAGCGACGUCCGCCCCCCGCCCAGAGCAUGGCUGAAUUUGAUAUGUCAGCGUUCGGGUUCUAG